Drepanopeziza brunnea f. sp. 'multigermtubi' MB_m1 is the source of this 696-nucleotide messenger RNA. RefSeq lists its product as uncharacterized. Gene Ontology annotation, cellular component: endoplasmic reticulum; membrane. The record is from RefSeq and is a predicted model, not a curated record. Gene Ontology annotation, biological process: C-terminal protein methylation. Gene Ontology annotation, molecular function: protein C-terminal S-isoprenylcysteine carboxyl O-methyltransferase activity. NCBI's taxonomy places the organism in Eukaryota, Fungi, Ascomycota, Leotiomycetes, Helotiales, Drepanopezizaceae.
AUGACCAUGACUCCCAACCUCGACUUCCAGAACGUGAGUCUGGCACUCUGCCUUACCGUCUGCGCGACUCUCUCGUAUUUCACCGUCAAGUCUCCGAACCCGCCCCCCAAGAAUCCCUACCCCAAAGACCGGCUCGCGAAGAAGAUGGCCACCGUGCACUGGCGCCGCUACGCCCUGAUGUCGCUGUGGUGCUACCACAUCCUCCUGACCCUCUUCCCCGAGAACCGCUCCAGCUUCUGCCUCAACCCCGACCUCCUGAACAAGGACCUGUUCACCUGGAGCUCGUACACCGUCGUGUUCGUAAUCGCCGUGCUGGUCGCGGCCCCGAUCCGCCUCCUGUGCUUUGCCCAGCUGGGGGAGAACUUCACGUUUGAGCUCGCCAAGCCGAAGAAGCUCAUACAGACGGGCUUUUACCGAUACGUGCAGCACCCUUCGUACCCGCCACUGCUCGUGAUCCUGACGGCGAUAUUCGUCGUCGUGCAGAGGCCCGAUGCGGCCCCGGCUUGUUUCAUGCCGUCGGCCCUCGUUCGAAUGAAAGGGGUGACUGCCGUUGCCGGGUUCUUCAUGGUGGGAUUGGAAUACUACAGUCUGGCGCAGAGAGUUCAGGAUGAGGAGGAGAUGUUGCGACAGGAGUUUGGGAAAGAGUGGGAGGCUUACAGUCGUAAAACCAAAAGAUUCAUUCCCGGGAUCUGGUAG